This is a messenger RNA of Schistocerca piceifrons (Central American locust), 990 nucleotides long. RefSeq names its product outer dense fiber protein 3-like. The record is from RefSeq and is a predicted model, not a curated record. The transcript has 5 exons. Bases 1 to 990 code for a protein of 329 amino acids. Lineage: Eukaryota; Metazoa; Arthropoda; Insecta; Orthoptera; Acrididae.
AUGACUUUGUACGGAGGUCUGCUACUGGCCAGGCUGACUGACCAACCAGGCUUGGACGCUGACGAGAAGAGGCGGCUUCAAGAAGGGACACAGGAUAGUGAAGAAGACAUAGACGGCUCAGAUGUUGAGGAUGAAGAAGAAGUCGUGCAAGUAACUGAGCGCGACAGCAGUUCAGAGGUUUCUGAAGAGGAAACAGAUAAAAUGGAAAUUGAUGAUACUGGUGAUGAUUUCUUUUUGUACAUCGGACAAGACAAGGAAACUAUUUGGUGCAGCAAACCCCUAGUGAAAGCUGCUUCAAAGAGGCCGGCGCCGAACGCUUACGGGCUGCCGCCGCUGGUGGGCUACGACAACCAUGACGUCACCAAACAUCGGAUGCCCGCAUACACCAUGCGGAAGGCGCUGAAGAGGGCGGUGUGGCGCCUGGGCCCAGGGCCGAAGUACGCCUUCCAGAGGAACCUCACACGCUACGGGCCCAACGGCACGCCACAGUACUCCAUGGCCAAAAAGAUACGCCCACUGCCGCGCCUCAACGUACCGGGCCCCCCCGCCUACAUGACGGAGGAGGUGCCGCCGAUGCGGACGGACCGCGCGCCGGCCUACAGCCUGGGCGACCGCACCAAGCUGCGCAGCGAGGACUUCAACCCGGCGCCCAACAUUUACGUCAUGCCCGAAUACCUGGGGCCCAGCCAGCCAAUCAAGACGUCGGCACCCGCCUACACAAUGGCGAGCCGCGCCAAGCCGCUGCGGCCCGACAUCGGGCCCGGGCCUGCGCGCUACCCGGCCGUCGACAUGUCUGUGUCCCGCAAGCGGCCGCCCGUCUACAGCGUCGUUGGCCGCAACUACCCGCCGGGCGACCGGGGCAUGAACCCGGGACCCGGCGCCUACCUGCCCGAGUACAACCGCGCCAAGAACCCGCCCAGCUUCUCGUUCGGCGUCAAGCACUCUCCCUACAAGCGCACCCCCAUGGUCGAGGCCGACAACGAAGUCUGA